This is a messenger RNA of Coccidioides immitis RS, 4206 nucleotides long. Its product is annotated as R3H domain-containing protein. Gene Ontology annotation, molecular function: mRNA binding. Lineage: Eukaryota; Fungi; Ascomycota; Eurotiomycetes; Onygenales; Onygenaceae. The record is from RefSeq and is a predicted model, not a curated record. Bases 930 to 2792 code for a protein of 620 amino acids. Gene Ontology annotation, cellular component: cytoplasm; nucleus. The transcript has 3 exons.
CUCCCCUUUCCUCUCCCACCUCCCGCACACCCUCAACCUCCGCCGUUCCCAUUCCAUCCGUGUCUUGCUUCCUCGCCAUCCGUUUGUCUUUUUUCCUGCAAGCCGUCACUCGUUGACGGCCUUCUUGGUCUUCCCUUUUCCCCACUGGCUCGUCGCUCCAUAUUUACCUCGACACCCUGCUCACCACUGCUUCAACCCGCCUCCCUUCCCUGCAUACGUCUCGCUAUAUAUUUGAUACUCAUCUCUGUGAGCCCGUUGAGCUGUUGUCUCAAUCACGAUUCGCUGUUCUCGCGAGCGUAGUCUCUGUCUUGCUCAUCGCAAACCCACGAACAAGCUUCCGUUCUGCCUCCGCCCACCCUGAACGGUUUCUCUUCGCCUCCGAAACAAACAGACCCUAAUCCCAUUCCCAGCUCGCACCUUUACGUCCUCUCGCUGGUCCUGGGCCUGUGUAUUCGGGAGCAACAGUCCAGUCGUGAAUUUUUUUCAGAUCCUACCCAUGCCGUAAUCGUCGUCUUCUCCCGCGUUACCUGCGUUCCUAUGUUGACGAUUUGACGUUUUCCUACGACUGAUGAGUACGACUCCUACGACGUUCUAGUCUUCAGCAUUCGGAAAGCUUUAAUUAUAUCCCUUGCCUUUCCCCCCUCCCCCGAAGAAAAAGGACCCUGGGCGUCCUGGUCUCGAACACGGAGCGAACAUUCCACACGUGACUCUGGUCACAUAUAUGUGUGUUGCUCGGCAUUUUUCACACUUGAUAAAUCCUCUGCGCGAUUGUUGUGUUUACACAUCUGGAGAAACAUUAAAAACAAAAGUGACGCACACAAUCCUUUAACACCUGUCCAUCACGUGUCUGGGUGGUGCUGUUUUGGUCUUAUCCCUUUUUAUACUCAUUGUGACUGGUUCUUCUUGAUCUCCUUGGCUACACUGUCGAUAUGAGCAAUUACCACUCCCAGAACCAAGACAUGUAUCAUAAUACUGUCUCUCGGUCUCCUGGGUCUCAUCGCCAUGUCCACCAGCAUCAACAGCUCCAUCGCCAGCCUUCGAGACAGUUCGAUGCAUUCGGCUCCAUGCCUGCCGCAAUGUUCGAUGACCCGCUGUCGCGUUACGAAUCCGCUACGUUAGAUAGGAUGAACCAAGGCCUGCAAGCUAAUAAUUUCCCGUACGACAUUACAGGCUCUCAGACCUGGAAUGCGAAUGGAUUAAGUGGUGCGCAUACUUUGGGAAGCAUUGGGAGUAACCCGCUUUCUGCCUCCGCAAGAGGGCGAUCAAAUGUGCGUGGUAGAACUGGCCUUCCGGCGACCUGGCUCGACCAGCAGCCCGCUCCCCUUCCAAGUGCAUUCCCGCUGGCAUCUGGCCCCAUUCAGCCGAAUCCGUUACGUACCGAGAAUGUCAAUCAUGGUCAUAACCACAACAACGACGGAGAGGAUGAGCUUAUUCCGACUGCCAUUGUUAUCAAGAAUAUUCCCUUUGCAGUCAAAAAGGAGCAACUCAUCCAACUUAUGACUGAAAUGAACUUGCCGUUACCUUAUGCCUUCAAUUACCACUUCGAUAACGGCGUAUUCAGAGGUUUGGCCUUUGCAAACUUCACCUCUGCUGAGGAGACCGCGACGGUUAUUGAAGUUCUGAACCAUUUUGAUUUGAAUGGAAGAAAAUUGAGAGUGGAAUACAAGAAAAUGCUUCCCGCGCAGGAGCGUGAGAGAAUUGAGCGCGAAAAGCGUGAACGCAGAGGCCAACUUGAGGAACAGCAUCGGCCGAUCGCUGCUUCGCAGCUCCAGAAUCAAAAUUCUAUGUCUUCCUUGGCUUCUCACUUGCAAACUACUUCGCCGUCGCCAGUUUCUCAGCGACAAAAUGCAUUGGACCUGGAUAUGAACGACGCCCAAACACUACAAUUCUAUUCGCAGAUGCUCCUGUUUAAACAGGAUCAGAACAGGGAGUCGCUUAUUUUCCCGUCCACUUUGACCCCGCUCCAGCGCCGUACUGUGCAUACUUUGGCCCACAACAUGGGUUUGGGUCAUGCAUCUCGUGGAACUGGAGACCAGCGCCAAGUGCAUGUUUUUCGUGUGGCCCCCGGUUCAAAUGUGAGCCCACCAAUUCCUACCCUGCCAACCACGAUCCACCCUGCAGAUUCAGCCCGUCGAGGCCUCAACCGUGCAGCCACAAUCGAUUUCAGUGAAGCAAGAGGCGAUGCGCCGAACCCCUUUGGAACCCUCCGGAGCCAUAAUUCUGGAUAUCUUGGCGUGCUUGACUCUCCUGGGACCUUUGGAAGCGCACAGAAUCUUCGGGCGGCGAAAUCCUUCGCGGAUCUCCGUUCCUAUACACCUUCACCAGCGCCAUCUACGGCAAGCUACCCCACUGCAUUGCAUGCCCAGGGUACCCGUUUGCAGGCUUAUGACAAUAUCGCGAGUGGAAAUUCCAACACGCCUACUUUGACUCCGACCCCAGGUUCUUCCAUCGGCUUGCAGCGUACUGAUGACAGCCUCCUUGUCAAUAGUCUUAGUGGCCUUACUCUUGGUACCACCGUUGGUGGCGGAACUUCCUCUAGUCCAAGGCGGCUUCGCUCAAUGUUCUCUUGGGAGCAGCAGGAGGCCUCCCAACCUUCCACAACCGCUCCUAUUGGCAGUAAUCGUUCCAUCGGACUUGGUGCUUUCGACACCCAGACUCAAGAACGUCUUCCACUUCGACAACCUCGUGGUCCUGUCCCAGAAAGAGGAUCUGGAUUUCGCAGACCAAAUGGGCAUCAAUCUCGUAGCAGCGACGAAUUACAACAGGGGCGACCCGAAAUCGUCGUUGAAUAAAUGACCCCACAAAUCAACACGCAAUUAUGGAACAAGACGUCGAGUGAAAAAUGUACCCCAUGCUACAUUAUAGUGCUUUUUUUUGAGACACCAUCCAUGAGAUUGAGUGGUGCCUUUACGAUUCGAUGAUGGAUGACGCAAUGACCUUACCUAAAAAAAAAGACUCGGCUUUACAUAAAAAAAGUUUCAAUGGAGAAUGAUUUAACUAGAUGCUACUCGACUUUGGGGCAGCCCAGAAGCACGACUCUUGUUUGAACGAUGGUUUCUCUAAGCACGUAUUUCCCAGAUGAGAGCUAUAAAGCGUGAAAAGAAAUUUUUAAUAUAUGAACCCCAUUUGCUACUUGAGAGCGUCAGGCGCAGGAAACAUGAGGUCUUGUUUUUCGCACGAAAAUACCGAGAAAAUAUCCGAAAGCAUCGCCCGUUUUCCUGUCUAUGUUUUUCUUUGCCCUUGUCGUGGUUUUUCUUUCUUCUGACCCAAGUUUUCUUCAGGCUUCGGGGAAGAAUGCUGUGUGUAACAUCUUUUAUUUGCAUAACCUGUCUGGAUUUUGCCUUUUGUAUCAGUGGAGCUGCCUGGGAUAAUGGUGUUUAAGUCGUCUCGCCGUUGUCUUGCCUUUAGGAUUUCUCAAUGCUUUGGUGCUACUUCCGGCCCCGUUUUAAUACACAUGCUAUUGUUUUUAUGCGUUGCUCGCAUUUUUUGAGGAUUGAUCGUCAGAAUCCUGCCUCAACUUCGAAUUUUGCGACUUCCAGCAUUCUUUUUUCGUCUCAUACGAACAUUAACUGUCCCCAUCCCUGACGUUUUCGGUCGAACAGAUAUUGGAAAGCAAGCUUUGUGUCGACAGCCGUUGCUCUCUCUCAACCGGCGCUAACCACGAUUAUCGUCUCUUUUUGCACCCUCGUGGACCACCAACGAUCUUUUGGCGUAUUGCAAUGCAAUAUGUACAUAUUGUCUGAACUUUACAGCUGUCGGAGCUUUCGCACUGGAAUUUACCUGCUAUUUCUGUUCCACUAUUUCGAAAAAAAAAAAAAUAAACGCCGAUCUUUUGGCUAUGUUUGCUGAUGCUAUCGGUUUUGCUUACCACACAAAUGAGUGGGUGGCUAAUACCUCUUUUCCCAGGCACUCGCGACUUCGCUGAUUGAUUGGACUCUCUUUCAUCCUCUGCUAUGGCUUUAUCGAAUAAAUAUUGGCUUUUUAAUAUCGUUUUGAUCCUUCUGUCUUGCAAUUUCCCAGUGGGCCUAUUUCUCCAGUUUAUGAUUUUUCUGUGCCGGACAGGGCUCACUCUCUUAAACAUAACGGAAAGAUUUUUCCCGUUUGGAAUCAGUUCAGCAGGUAUUUUCCAGCUAUCUAUUGGGCGUUUGCUGUUUUUGUAUGUACGCGUUCGCCGGAAAUUGAAUGCCAGUAUUUUGAUGUUUUGUU